Molecule: messenger RNA, 3374 nt
Organism: Salvelinus sp. IW2-2015
Lineage: Eukaryota; Metazoa; Chordata; Actinopteri; Salmoniformes; Salmonidae
Source: RefSeq, a predicted model, not a curated record
GCAUUUAACCCAACCCCUCUGAAUCAGAGUACAGUGGCAAAUUGGCAAGAGACACACCAAAACCUUCUUGCCCUUCCAUGAGAAGUKAAUUUAGAGAGUCGGAGAGAUAUGGCCUCACCAAAGACAGUUUGGUACUUUAGUGUCCUCUUGGUAUUUUGCUGUAGUCUGGAAAAACAAGAUUGCUUGGAAACUCCAAAUGUAACAUCAGAGGAAUCACCCACUGAUGGAUCACAAGUUCCUUCUAGAGAAAAGCGAGAGGUGACAGCAACAUUCUAUGAGAAAGUUGGUGAAGUUCAGGUGGACGUCUAUGAUAUUCCACUUGAAAUCUUACAAUACCUAAAGUCCCGUGUGAAAGAUUUAACCUACCCCAUCCUGAUCUCCAGUGUGUUAAAUGUAACAGACAUAAACAUUACUACUGAAUGCUCCUCAGACCCAAGUGGAAUCAGGUGCAGAUGUGAGGACCAGUAUAGUUGGUCAUGUGACCAGUGUUCCUCCAAUGGGUCCUGUGAUGAGAUCGUUGAUGGGAAAAUAUGUGGAUGUCUCAAUGACUAUCCUUCUGAUGGAAAGUUCUGUCAGCCAAUCACAAAUCUGACGGCCUGUACAACACCAUCUCCAACACCAGCAAAAAAUUCCACAGAAAGAUCAACAACUACAAUGACACCCUUCAGUACUACAUCAACAAAAAAUUCCACAGAAAGAUCAACAACUACAAUGACACCCURCAGUACUACAUCAAUACCAACAACAAAAGAGUCAACAGCAAGUACAGCAACUCCAACGACGCCCUCCGAAAACACACUGAACCUACAAUUUACUAUGGCUAUCACAUUUGAGUCUAACUUCAAUGAUGAAAAUAAUGCAAUGUUCAAAGAUAUUGAUCAAAAUAUCAAAGUCAUAUAUAAGAGAAACAUGCAAGGAUUCAUAUCAGCAAAGUUAAACAGUUUUAAGAGUGGAAGUGUUAUUGCAGAUUUUACUGUUAUGACAACAAUUGUCAAUAAUGGGGAAAUUGCAAAAGCAAAACAGGAUAUUGUCUCAGCACUUGGAGAAAAAUACAAAAUAGGCUUUCUCUGCGUGAAUGAUCCGAUCUUUGGCAAUGGACAACUUAAUGAGAAAGUUGUAGUAUACUGCAAAUCGGAUGAAGUGGGUCAAAAGACUGCCAUUUGUCAAAAAAAUGGCUCGUUUUCAGAUCGGGUGGACAACUGUGUCUUAAAAGAAAUUGAAAACCUGUUUUCUUUAUCUCAAGCUUUAGUGGGGACUGAUCUUCCAGUCUUUUUGGAAAGACUCCGCAACAGCACUUUUAACCUCCWAGGUAGAAUAGUUGCAUCACCUGCAACUAUUUCUACUAUUGUUAAUAUUCUAACAAAUGUUGCAAAUGUGUCCCGAAGUACCCCAAUAAACAAACCAUUGAUGAAGAAUUUCCUGGACACGGCAAGUGUACUUACUUCCAAUGAAGCAAAAACCUCCUGGGGUGAUCUAAACAAAAACCUCAUGAAAAARGAAAGCUCAGCCUUUCUGGGAACCAUUGAAACAAUUUCCAAUUUCCUUACCGAUGACUUUUUUGACAUAGAAACGCAAGGCAUUAAUUUAAACAAAACCACAGUCAACAACUCAGUCAACAACUUAUUCAAUUUAAACUCGUCUGURCUGAUAGACAUACCAGCAUCUGAAGCUUCCUUCAAUUCAAUCACCAUAAUAACAUUUGACUCCUUGUAUAAUGUUUUACCUGCCAGAAACAGCAGCAGUCGGAACAACAGUGUCAACACCAUCAACGGAAAAGUGGUUCUGGUGAAGGUGAAUGGCACAAUCAAGAAUGUGACUUUCCGUUUUGACGUACUGAACAAGACACUGGCCAAUCCUCAGUGUGUUUUCUGGAACUUCAACCUUUUUGACGGCCUUGGAGGAUGGGAUGAUAAAGGAUGUYAACUGCAGUCUGAUAAGAAUGGCACUGUCACCUGUCACUGUAAUCAUCUCACCUCCUUCUCCAUUUUGAUGUCGCCUUUCAUUCCACCUGUGUUAAGAGUCGCUUUGGAUUUUAUCACUUACAUUGGAGUUGGCAUAUCAAUGGGUUGCUUGGUUGUGUGUCUCAUCAUUGAGAUGUUGGUAUGGAAGGCUGUGACUGGAAACAACACAUCUUACAUGCGUCAUGUCUCUGUAGUGAACAUCGCCUUUUCCCUUCUGAUUGCUGACAUUUGGUUCAUUAUUGGUGCAGCAAUUUCCGACAAUGAAAAAAAAGAUCUACCUGCGUGUUCCACAGCAACAUUUUUCAUCCACUUUUUCUACCUGGCUCUGUUUUUCUGGAUGUUGGUCUCAGGCCUUUUGCUGCUCUACCGGACUGUCAUGGUUUUCUCUCACAUGUCUAAACCAGCAAUGUUGGCCAUCAGUUUUUCUUUGGGCUAUGGAGCUCCCCUCAUCAUUGCUGUCAUAACUAUCGCAGUGACAGCCCCAGGGAAACAAUACAUUAGAGGGAAUGAUGGGGUUUGCUGGCUCAACUGGACAGAGUCAAUGGCCCUUCUGGCUUUUGUGAUCCCUGCCCUGACCAUAGUGGUCAUCAACCUUUUGAUCUUGAUUGUGGUUCUGUUCAAAAUGCUGAGGAGAGGUGUGGGGGAUGUUACCCAGCCAGAUGAGAGAAAUGCUUUGGUGGUCAUCGCCAGGUGUCUGGCCAUUCUGACUCCCUUCUUUGGUACUACCUGGGGACUAGGAGUAGGAACCAUGACUAKASCAAACAAUCUAGGAAUCCAUAUUGUGUUUGCGAUCUUCAAUUCCUUACAGGGUUUGUUCAUCUUGGUAUUUGGAACACUUUUGGACAAAAAGAUCCGGGAAGCUCUGACAGGAAGGUCACACGUGUCCUCCAACCGCACAAGGACCACAAGUGCUGCAACAUCAUCGUCAAGUGGUUUGGGAUUUUUCCGGAUACGGAYGAGAAAUGUUUUCAACGUUUCAGCAGCUCCAACAUCCAGCACUACUGGUGCAUCAGAGACUUUCAUCAACACUUAACUCAAUGCAACAAAUGUGAUUAUUAUGAAAUAACCUGACAAUCAAAAGGUGUUGACACACAUCAUCAGUUGACGCACUAGGUUACAGUAGCUAACACCUUGAAUGUGACCUUGAAGUGACUGCCACUAAGAUCUGACCCCAGCUCACAGUGACAUCAUUAGGGGUUAUGUCUAACACAAAGCGAUUCAUUCUGAACUAUAUGGUAUUUGAACUUUUUAAUCGGGAUUGUUGAGUAUUAUAUUGAAAAACAUGAUUAUUGUUUGUUUGGGUGUGGGGGUGUUUAAAUAAGAGUAUUACUGUGUAAAUGGAUUAAUCAGCUAACAUGAAGAAUGGAGAUUGUUUCUGAAAUAACACAUUACAUUCUCUCUUUGAAUAAUUCA